Messenger RNA from Prunus armeniaca (apricot), 249 nucleotides. Lineage: Eukaryota; Viridiplantae; Streptophyta; Magnoliopsida; Rosales; Rosaceae. The record is from the annotation of a GenBank genome assembly.
AUGGCACUUGCGCUCCAUCUGACGUGGACACAUCCAAACCGUGGAUGCAUUCGAGUCAAGCCUCGCUGGCAAUUGCAAAUAUUUACAAUCCAAACCAGCCCUCUUUCUCUCUUCCUGUGCCUCUGCCCCGCCCCCUUCAUCCCUCUAUGUGAUUCGGAGAAUUGCGUCGUCGGCGAUCGGGCGUGUGCAAUCGGCGAAGUGCCGGUGACGGGGUCCAAGGGCCUUGCCGGGGAGGUAAGAUUUUCUUGA